UUUAGUUACAAUGAUAUUCUAUAAACAUAUUUAUUCGAAUGUAAAUAUGACAUUCUUGGAUUUAUUUUACCAUCCCUAUUUUAUAUUGUUGACAUUUUGUGUGGAAUCUUGUUGGCGUAAAAAAUCUUAUACAGAGAUUAUUUUUUAAAACAUCUCUUGGUUAAAUUGGUCUUAUUAUGACACAAGAAAUAAAAGAACUUUGCCACCUUUUAUUCCCCGAAUCCAGUACAGAAAAUGAUGAAUAUUUUGCUGAUGUUACUGACUACAUUAAGAAGUUGGGCUCCCAGAAUUGGGAAUAUAUACGUAAGGAACCGGAAAGGCUGACGGAAGAGAUGAAACAAUUAACGGAACAAACGCAAGAGUUGGCGUUCACCAACUAUAAAACCUUUGUCGAAACCGCCGAGAUCUCGCGCACGAUAAUAAAGGACUUGGAUAAAUCUAAACAGUCAUUAAAUACAUUAGACUCGACCCCUGACUUCUUGCAGGAGUGUGAUAAAUUUUCACAAAUGGUUGGAAGUAUUGUGAAAGAGAAAAGUCGCUAUAGCGCCAUCCGCAAUCAAAGUGAUAAGUUAUUGGAGCUGCUUGAGUUGCCUUCGUUGAUGAGAGAAGCUCUAAAUGCAGAAGACUAUGAUAGUGCUUUGGAUAUUUUUACAUUCGUCCGUAACUUAUCUAAGAGAUAUGUAGAGAUUCCAAUAGUACAGAAUACUACUCAAGAAAUAAUGACUUUGUGGUUUGAAACUCUUUAUCAACUGUUUAAUCAGUUGCGAUAUGAUUUACCAUUGCCACAAUGUUUGCAGAUUCUGGGCUAUCUACGAAGAGCCAACACAGUGUACAAAUCUACAUGUGAAGAUGACAGUAACUUGCAAUACACCAAUGGGAACAAAAAUGCCACAUCAGAUGGACUGCAUUUACACUUCUUAAAAGCGAGAAAUGCUUGGUUCGAAAAAGCUUUAGAUGAUGCUAAAACAUAGAAUUCAUCAGACCGUUUGUUAAGGAGAUAUGUAGAACUUCACAGAAUCCAUCUGUUCAAUGUGCUUACACAACAUAAGUCCAUAUUUUUGUCAGACACUCAGGAGUCGAAAGUCAGAGAUGACGAACUAAGUGGUACUAGUGCUUUAUCAUGCUGGUUGAAAUUGAAGGUGGAAUUAUUUGCUCAAAUCCUAAAUCAAGACUUGCAGAAAGAAGAUGAUUCAAACUUCGAAUCUAUUCUAAACCAAUGUAUGUACCUGUGUUUGUCAUUUGGAAGAGUUGGUGCUGAUAUGAGAUGUGUACUCACACCUUUAUUUCGAAACAACAUCCUCACUCAAUUCCACAAUGGAUUAGACAAAACCGAUAAUCAUUUUGAAAAUCAAAUGAAAUCCUAUAAAGUACCAAGCAUAAAGAAUGUAUCAAGACCAAUUAACGAAAAUGGGACAACUGGUCCACCUGAAAACUUAUUGGAUUACUAUCCUUUAGCUGAAUACUGCAAUGGAUUAUUAACAGUAUUAAAUUCUUUAAGAGUUACUGCGCCUAUGAACAUUGUAAAAGAAGUUUAUAACUCUUUUAGAGAGUCCUUGAAUAAAGCAGUGCAGGUUUUACUUGCAUUCUACCAUAGGGAACAACAAGGGUUCUCAGAUAUUGAAAGGCAGAAUUUUAUUUGUUUCUGUGUUUGCUUUACUGAAGAUUUAAUUCCAUACAUCACAAAGUGCCUUUCACAAUUUUUUCCAUCUACACAGAUUGCUGAACUAUUAGGAGUAACUUUAACAGUUCUCCAGGAGAGCAAAAUUUUGCAAAUAGAUCAAAAUUCAAUCUGUGAACCCUUGAACAGCCUUACAGGUCUAACAAAAUAAAUAAAUUUUUAUGUAUUUUUUAGAAAAUGUUAUUUAAUAAAGUAAUUAAAUGUUAAUAAA
Manduca sexta (tobacco hornworm) is the source of this 1889-nucleotide messenger RNA. It is a transcript of the gene Cog8, whose product is annotated as conserved oligomeric Golgi complex subunit 8. Gene Ontology annotation, cellular component: COG complex. The record is from RefSeq and is a predicted model, not a curated record. Lineage: Eukaryota; Metazoa; Arthropoda; Insecta; Lepidoptera; Sphingidae. Gene Ontology annotation, biological process: intra-Golgi vesicle-mediated transport.